Meloidogyne enterolobii is the source of this 1021-nucleotide messenger RNA. NCBI's taxonomy places the organism in Eukaryota, Metazoa, Nematoda, Chromadorea, Rhabditida, Meloidogynidae. The record is from the annotation of a GenBank genome assembly.
UUCAUUCAACACCAUUUAAUGGAGGAGCACCUCCACCUUUAGACAAUCCAUUUUUGAAUUAUCCACCCCAACCUCCAUUAGUUCCUCCAAUGAUGGCUCCAAAUCCUUUUGGUGGUCAAAUAUAUCCUGGACAACAACAAAAUAUUAAUAAUAUGACUUCUACUACACCUUAUUGGACUCCGCAAAUGCAACAAAUGGGUGGGGGAGGAAUGUAUCCACAAUUUGGUGUCAAUUCAACUACUGCUGGUUAUACAACUGAACAACCUUCUUCAAUUCCUCAACAACAACAACCACCUCAACGUCCACCAUUACCACCCCAACAACCACCAAUAAAUAACGGAAUACAAAAAACUGAGGCAGAAACAUUUUCUCAUUUAGUUGGAAAUUUUGGGAUUCCUUCUACAACAACAACUUCUGGUUUUGCUCCAUCCUUUACACAAGCAAAUAAUAGCAGCAAUCCGUUUGGGGCACCGGUGACUUAUCCAUCUACCAAUCCAUUUUAAAAGAGAGAGAUAAUUAUUAUUGUUUGAAGUAUAUAAUUAAUCAAUAAAAUUUAAAGGAAGAACAAGUAAAAUUCAAAUUGACCAUAAAUAUAUAUUUUAUUUUUUUAUUAAAUUUAUUUGUUCAGAAUAUUUUUUGGAAAUUGGAAAUUGACAAAGAAAACAUGCAACUUAUUUUACUAUUUUUAAUUAUUUUACAGUUUUUAUUUGUCAACAGAUCAAUUUUCUUAUUUGACAUUUUCUCCUUUUUUCUAAACUUUAUUUUUGUAAUUCCCUUUAUUUUCUAUACUAUUUAGAGAUCGCAAUAUUUUUGGAAUUUAGUAGAUUUCCUUUAUUUUUUAUGGGAGGGUAAAUGCUUGGUUAAAUUACUGUCCCGAUCCUUAGUUGGGGGAAAAUUUUGGACUAAUACUUUUUUUUUUGUUAAUUUGUAGUUGACUCUGGUUACUAGAGAUCGAGAUUUUCAAGAAACCUUGAUCCUUGACCUUGAUUUCGGUUGGGUACCUUGACCAGAUUCUAUCAAG